This is a messenger RNA of Bombus pyrosoma, 1856 nucleotides long. RefSeq lists its product as uncharacterized. The record is from RefSeq and is a predicted model, not a curated record. NCBI's taxonomy places the organism in Eukaryota, Metazoa, Arthropoda, Insecta, Hymenoptera, Apidae. The transcript has 5 exons. Bases 284 to 1114 code for a protein of 276 amino acids.
GUUGGCUCGGCGAUCCUCAGUUUACCGCGGCCAGUCGACGCGACGCGCAGUCCGAUCUUUGACCCUCGUUUUUCCGCGUCUCGUUCCUUUCAUUUCGCCUUUUCUCCUCUUACGUCAUCGCGUUCCUCUUGGUGGUGUUUUCGUUUCUCGCGAUCGACGAGAUGCGAAUCGAUCCCUUCUCGGACCAACAGAUUCCACGCAUCCGCAACGAAACCGGUAUGACUGCGACGCAGAAGGUCGCGUUCCAACAACGACGCUGAUCGAACGUCGCGACGGAUCCGAGAUGAACCCGUCGAUCGGACUGUUGACCGUGGCAGUGCUCGCGAUCGGCACCGCGAUCGCCGGCUUGAAUCCAGGGGGGGCCGACUGCGGCGAGCAACGCUGCUCCACCGUCGAGUAUUGCAGCCCCUACGACAAGCGUUGCAAACCGUGCUCCUCCAUCUGCGACGCCACGGGUCGCAACUAUCAGCAAAACGAGUGCAUCAAAGAUUGUCAAGAAUACCUGCACGACAAACGAUACGUUCUUCUCGAGCAAUACGAGGAUUUACGAGGGGAGAUGCAGCGAUUGUGGAUACUGGCGGCGAUAUCUAUCGCGGUAGCCUUUACGUCUCUCGUAUCGAGCCUGUACCUGUACGUGCAAAAGUGUCCACGAUGGGAAAAGAUGCGAACCACCGUGAGUCGAGCCAUCGCCGGGAAACGAGCAAAGAGAACGUCGAACGAGAGCGGCGGCGGCGGCGGCGGCGUCGGCGGCGGCGACAACGACAACGACAACAACAACGAUCGCGGCAAAUCGACGCUUCGAGACGCGGAAUCGGGCACGUCCAGGCACAACGGACUGAAGCUGACGAUGCCAACGAUAAGCGCGAGCGUGGCUCCUUCCCGAUUCUUGGAAAACGAAAACGGCCGUGGUGGGAACGGCAGCGGAAACGCGAGCGGAAGCGGCAGCGCUAAUGGAAGCGGAACCGGUAACGCCACGCCGAACACCACCACCACAUCGCUGUCGAGAAGGCAUCCCAGCGAGGACACCACUCUCGAUUACGCUUACGACAAUCCAGCUAUGACGCCCAGCCCGGAAACCGUUCAACACAGAACGAAGCGCGAGAGCUCGUUUUAAACGGGAUAUCCGAUCGAUUCGCCACUGUACAUAGGUUAAUUAUAAGCAUCGUACUUAAUCGCGCUCGUCCGCGCGAGAACGCGCGCGACCUUCCGCGGAUCCUUAUCAGCCAUUCCGUCCACGAAAGGCCUUUCGAGCGAAGUUUGCCCGAUCGACGGUAACGGGGUCGAGCUUCGCAUAGGUCAGCGACGGCGCGUAACCCGCCGGCCGAUCGAUGGAGAAGCGCGCGUUCCACGCUCAAUUCGAAUGCUCAACCGUCGAGUUUUACGCUCGCGUGCCUCUUUUUCACGAUCGCGCUCUUCUCUCUGGCUCUCUCUCGCUCUCUCCUCUUUCUUCUCCUCCUGCGCUAUCGACGGCGAGACCCGAGACAGAGGCAGAGGGAGAGAGAGAGAGAGAGAGGGAGAGAGAAAUCGUUUGUGUUCGGCGGUUCGCGCGAACCUCGCUGAUCUUAGGUUAAUAAGUCGUACGACAGCGAUUCGAAUCGUCGCGAUCUUUCUUCGUCCAGCGUUCGUCCGAUGUUCCUCGUCGUGAACGAUCACCGUACUUGGUGACCGUCGACGAUCAGGAAUCCGAUGUCUUCCAGCGAACGAAACGUCGCGGUUACUCGAGCCGCGAACAGAAGAAAAGAAACGAGGAGAAAAAGUUUGCCGCUCGUUCGCAAGUAUUCGUAGUUUUAAGACGUUUUUUCGUUAUCGAUCCGGUAGUUUGUGUCGGAGUAAGCAAUAAACGCAAUAACGCACGA